This is a messenger RNA of Hibiscus syriacus, 878 nucleotides long. Its product is annotated as abscisic acid receptor PYL4-like. NCBI's taxonomy places the organism in Eukaryota, Viridiplantae, Streptophyta, Magnoliopsida, Malvales, Malvaceae. Gene Ontology annotation, biological process: abscisic acid-activated signaling pathway. Gene Ontology annotation, cellular component: cytoplasm; nucleus. Bases 178 to 831 code for a protein of 217 amino acids. Gene Ontology annotation, molecular function: protein phosphatase inhibitor activity; signaling receptor activity; abscisic acid binding. The record is from RefSeq and is a predicted model, not a curated record. The transcript has a single exon.
CCACUUGCAGCGUAAUCUCUUCCUUUUUUCUUCUUGUUACAACUCCAACUCUUCCCAAACAAAUCCUUCAAACUAUUUCAAGCAGAUCUGUUUCUUCUUUUGAUCUUAUAAUUAUUUCUCCUUUAUAUAAUCAACUUUCCCUAGCGUUUAUGUACCGCAUUUAUCGUAUUUGAAGCCAUGCCUUCUUCACUGCAGCUCCAUCCACCCCUUGCCGCCACCAUCGCCGGCUGCCGCCAGAAACAAACUCAUCAACAACCUACCACCGCCGCCACGUUGAAUAGGUUUUUCCCUCUUCCUUGCUGGAUCUCGCUGCCCGACACGGUGGCGACAUACCAUAUCCGCACCCUGGGGCCUAACCAAUGUUGUUCGGCGGUUGUCCAAGCCAUCGAAGCCCCUAUUGAAACCGUUUGGUCAAUAGUUCGUCGGUUUGAUAACCCUCAAGCUUAUAAGCAAUUCCUCAAGAGCUGCCAAGUUAUCGUCGGAGAUGGCAACAACGUGGGUUCCCUCCGUGAGGUCCAUGUGGUGUCCGGCCUCCCGGCGGCAUCCAGCAUGGAGAAGCUAGAGAUCCUAGACGAUGAACGCCAUGUGCUUAGCUUUAGCAUAGUUGGAGGUGAUCAUCGGUUGACCAAUUACAAGUCUGUCACAACCCUACACGGUUCACCCGACGGUAACGGGACAGUGGUCUUCGAAUCUUACGUUGUUGAUAUACCUGCCGGUAACGAUAGAGAAGAUACAUGCAGUUUUGUGGAUACAAUUGUACGCUGCAACCUUCAAUCUUUGGCUCGAGUGUCUGAAAAUAUAGCUAGAACAGAAGCAUUACCAGCUCCAUAAUUACUUCAAAAAAAAGGGGUCUUGCUGACGAUGAAGGUGACGGUACA